AUGUCUGAUCUUGCUCCAAACCUUCCUCAAGAACUCAUCACCGACAUCCUGUUACGUCUCCCAGUUGAAUCAAUUGGGCGUUUCAGAUGUGUUUCAAAACCAUGGAAAUCCUACCUUUCGAACUCCAAAUUCAUCAAAUCCCACUUGAAAUUUCACAACCCAGAAAAGGUUAUCCUCCUCGCAGCUGAUCAUUCUCCCUACAUCUUAACUUUCACUAAACAGAGCCGGGCUCAAAUUGGUGGGUUUUCAAGACAGAUCAUUUGUCCGUUUUUACAAGACAAGAAUUGGGCUAAGCUGGAAGGUUCAUGCCACGGGUUGAUUUUACUAGUGACUGAAAAUCGGGGUAAGUUUUUGAUGAAUCCCGUUACUUCAGAAGUUGAGAAUUUGCCUGUAUUUGAUUCAUCCUUAGACCCUUUAAUGAGUUUUUGUAUGCACGGUUUUGGAUAUGAUGAGGCUAAUGAUGAUUACAAAGUUGUUACGCUUUCGUAUUAUGACACGGAUAAUGAAUACGAACCGGAUUGUGCUGAAACAUUUGUGGAUAUUUAUAGCUUAAAAUCGAGAAUUUGGAAGAGAUUGCCCUGUUCUCCUUACGAUCAUGCUGUCCCUAGUAUUUCCCCUGGAAUAUUUGUAAGUGGUUGUUUACAUUGGUUGGCUAGUAGUCGGAGAAAAGGGUAUCCUUCAGUUAUUGCUGCUUUUGAUUUGGCCAAAGAGGAAUUCGAGGAAUUACCGCCUCCUAUAGGCGUUGAUGAAGAUAAAUUCGUGUUCAACGAGCUUGCUGUUCUUGGAGGGUGUCUUGCGUUGUUUAUUGAUUCGUACAAGGGUCACAUUGAUGUUUGGGUGAUGAAAGAGUACGGCGUGCGAGAUUCUUGGACGAAGAUCGCCAUCGAUUGUCCUGAGGACAGAAGAGAUGCGGAUUCGUGGAAGCCUGUUUGUUUUUUGGGAGAUGAUGAGAUUGUUCUGGUGAUGGAUUGUGAGAAAUUGGUUGCACAUAAUUUCAGAAAUGGAGGUUGGAGGGAUAUGGAAUUUGAUGGCGUUCCUGAUUCGUUUGGAGAGGGAGUAAUGACUUUUAAAGAUAGCCUUCUGCCUCCCCAUUCAUAA
Messenger RNA from Oldenlandia corymbosa var. corymbosa, 1098 nucleotides. The record is from the annotation of a GenBank genome assembly. Lineage: Eukaryota; Viridiplantae; Streptophyta; Magnoliopsida; Gentianales; Rubiaceae.